AAAAUUCAAAUCGAAUCAUUAUUAUUUUAAUAAGCGAUAUCAAUCAUCAUCAUCAUCAAAAUCACCGUCCGUAUCCAUUAUUUUAUCAUCAACAAAUAUCGACAAUACUGGACAAACGGAUCGAGAAAAGGAAAAGGAAAACAAUAUUGAUAUUAAUCGGACGGAAAUCAAACAUCAUCAUUUUUAUUUCAUUCAAAUUUGCAUAUUCAUCAUAUUCAUUCAUUAACAAUCGACGGAAGUCACCAUCAUUAUCAUUAUCAUUAGCAUCAUCAUUACUAUUAUUAUUAUUAUUAUUAUUAUCAAUUUAUGAUAAUAAUAAUAAUAAUUAUAAAAUGACCGGUGAUAAGGUCGAAGUUCAAAAUGAACCAUCAUCAAUAUUAAGUGAUGGCCAACGUGAUGAUAGUAACGGUACUGCCCAGAGCCAUUCACAACAAAGUAAUAUCCAAUCUAACAAUCAUAAUUGUAAGAAUAAUUGGUGGAAUUGUUGUUGCUGUUGUUGUUCAUGCAUAUCGAUUAAAAAUCAUUCAGAAAAGAAUACGGAAAACAAGGUUCAAUUAUCUUCCAUCGAAAAUUAUUUCAAUGAUGACAAUGAGCCUCUGCCUACGAUUGAAGAAAUCAGAAGUUGGGCAGAUUCAUUUGAUAAAUUAAUGAAAUGCAAAUAUGGCCGUAAAGUAUUUCGUGAUUUUCUUAAAUGUGAAUACAGUGAAGAGAACAUAAUGUUCUGGUUGGCAUGCGAAGAUCUUAAACGUGAAUCCGAUCCGGAAAUGAUCGAGGAAAAGGCCCGUCUUAUUUACGAGGAUUUUAUAUCCAUUCUAUCACCACGUGAGGUGAGCCUUGAUUCACGUGUACGUGAAAUAAUCAAUAAAAAUAUGAUUGAACCAACACCGAAUACAUUCGAUGAAGCUCAGUUACAAAUCUAUACGCUCAUGCAUCGAGAUUCUUAUCCACGUUUUAUAAAUUCACAAGCCUAUCGACAACUCGCACAACUGCCUACAUCAAGUCGUAAAACAAGUGCUACGUAAUAACAACAUUUGACCAAAAAAAAAAAAAAAACAAACGAAAUCAUCAUCAUCAUCAUCAUCAAUAUGAACAUCAACAAUUGAUCAAGAAUUUGAACAAAAAAAAUUCAAUUGAAUCACAUGAUGAAAUGAAAAAACAACUAUUGAUUUCUUCUCUCCUUUUUUUGGAUUCCGCUUUUUUCUCUUCCCUCCACUUACACUCACAUACACACACACACACACACCUGUAUUAUAUAAGAAAAAAACCACACGUUAUUGCUUGUUAUAUUUUCUACAAAAAAAAAAGAAUUAACAUUAUAUAUUAACCCUUUUUCAUUCUCUCUAUCAUUUCCUUUUGACUCAAUUAUAUACGAACAAUACUACCGACAACAACAACAACAAAUAAUUAUAUCACACACACCACCUACAAAAAAACGAUAUAAGAAUAAAUUAAGAUACAAUAUUUUCCUUGCAAAUUGAUGCUCUGUUACAUUACACAAAUCAAUCAAUAUUUGUAAUCGAUUCUGAUUUAUAUUCAAAACUUAGCUUUCAUCAUCAGAUUAUUAUUUCGUAGAUCGAUCGUCUUUAAAAUUUAGAUUUUAUAAAAAAAAUUAGCCAAUAAAUCCAAUAUAUAGGGCGCAAUACACAUACUAUAUAUAGUCAAAAUGAUCAACAAAAAAAAAACAAAAAAAAAAAUAAAAAAUUCUUCAAUGACAACCAAUGAAUAUUCUGAUUAUUCAAUCGAAUCACAAACACAUUUGUACACACCGCUUCUUUUUUUUCUCUAUAAUAUUCAUUCAGACAUAUAUAUUACUGGUAGAUACAAACAAACACACCCAUCCACCCACCAAAUAAACACACACAUACACACACACACACAUCAGAAUAUAUAAUCUGUGAUUAACUUACUUCUUCUUAUUCUUCGCUUUAUCUUUAUCUCUGAUUAUUAUAAAUGUUUUACAACAACAACAGCAACAACAAAAUUGAUAAUUUUUUUUUUCUUCUUUGAGUGUGUGUGUGUGUGUAUGACAUCCAUAUAUAUUAUAUAAAUAAAAAUGGCAUAUUCUAAUUCACUUCCUACACUGAAAAAAAUCAUCAUCAUCAUCAUCAUUAAAUUUUAUUCUUUAUUCUUUA
Messenger RNA from Dermatophagoides farinae (American house dust mite), 2132 nucleotides. The record is from RefSeq and is a predicted model, not a curated record. Lineage: Eukaryota; Metazoa; Arthropoda; Arachnida; Sarcoptiformes; Pyroglyphidae.